AGGCAACAUAUUGCGACCGCUUGAUCAAUAAUGUAGUCAGUAAGAUAACUGACACUACAGAGUGUGUAACUUUAGAAUCGGCUUACACCAGUAGAUUUAGAUAAUAAACUUGCUGAAUUUCGUCGGUGCUUACGGAUAUUAGUUACCAUAUCUGAUUAUGUCAGUUGUUAGUUUGUUAACUGACCAACUGGGUAUUAUGCCAUAAAACCUAUUUCAUUCAAAAAACACCUCUCAGCAUUUGUUUUAAAUGACCAUGUCGACCUUGACCAGCCGACCUACUUAGCGCAAUAGUUGACUAGCUAACGUGUUGACAUCGAGACUGAGUUGUUUGUCUUGCCGUCACACACCAUUGUAUAUUUCAAUGAUGGAAAUUGAGAUUAACAGUGAUCUGAGUGGCGAUCAGAACCGUCCAGAACGUACUUAUGAGGAACAAAUACAAUGUGUAGGUGUGUUCGCCCAGCCUAUGGCUUCAAAAAAAUUAACAAAGCGUUUGUAUAAACUCGCUCGAAAAGCUAAACGCGUAAAGAAAACAGAUGUCGGAAUCAAAGCAAUCUUAAAAGCCAUUGAAAAGAAAGGUGUAUCUGGUAUCGUCGUAUUAGCUGGUGAUAUUAGCCCGUUUGAUCUGAUAUCCCAUGUGCCAUUGGUGUGUGAGGAGCACGACAUACCUUACUGCUAUGUUCCGUCAAAGUUUGACCUCGGUGCAUGUGUAUCUUCAGUUACCCCUAUACCUAUCGUUUUCAUAACACGGGAUGAACAGUAUGGUGAUUUGUAUGACAAGUGUUACACUGCUGUUGACGCAUUACCUCUUCCUUUAUAAAAUCCCUGUAAUCGAAAAGCAGAAUUUUUUCAAUAAAAAUAUUAUUGCACUUAUUCUUCUGAACAGUCGCUCUUCACAUUACAACACGUGAUAAUUUUAGUACUAUAGUCGACAUAUUUUAUUUGCAUAACUUAAUCAUUAUUUAGUACUGGUAUAUAAUUUCAAAAACGUAAAUUAACAGAUGAACGUAAAUGACUUCAUUAUACUGAUUCAACACUAACAAACGUGUUAGUGCUAAUUAAUAAGAUUCCCGAUAGGGUCAGAAUCGUUGUUUGGCCAUCAUCUCUGGUCAAGUAGUUUAUUUUUAUCAUUGAGUUUUCAUUAUUUUGCAUAGUAUCGUUAUGGCAACUUGAACCGAUGCAUAUACGUGCCUGGUCCUACGUUGUAGAUGACUGACUGACAUAGUAUGAAUGAGGGGAAGCAAUAUCAUCGACUAGAAUUAGUAAGUAGUUUACAAAUCGUUGAAUGUGAGAAUGAGGUAUUGUACCUACACAAUAUGCUCAAUUAUUUCUGUAUACAAGAUACUGUUACCUUUUUAUUGAAAAGGUUGCCGCGUAUCAGUUACCAUUCUUGAUGCUAGCAAAGACUUGUUAUAAGAUGAAGAUG
Molecule: messenger RNA, 1423 nt
Organism: Schistosoma haematobium
Lineage: Eukaryota; Metazoa; Platyhelminthes; Trematoda; Strigeidida; Schistosomatidae
Product: snoRNA-binding protein
Exons: 2
Coding region: 362-817 (151 amino acids)
Biological process (GO): ribosome biogenesis
Cellular component (GO): ribonucleoprotein complex
Source: RefSeq, a predicted model, not a curated record